Molecule: messenger RNA, 360 nt
Organism: Harmonia axyridis
Lineage: Eukaryota; Metazoa; Arthropoda; Insecta; Coleoptera; Coccinellidae
Exons: 1
Coding region: 1-360 (119 amino acids)
Source: RefSeq, a predicted model, not a curated record
AUGACCAUAAUCACGGAUCAAGGCGCCGAGCACAACAGACCGGACAUGGUGAUAUGGUCCAAGAAGAACAAAACAGCCAUAAUCAUAGAUUUCUCAGUCCCACUUGACCAAAACCUAUCUAAGACCUAUGGGGAAAAGAUAUCAAAAUACGAGCCGCUGGCACGACAAAUGAAGAGCAUGUGGCACUUAGAUAAAGUCGAGAUAAAACCCUUGGUCAUCAGCAGCAAUGGGCUGGUCCACCGAAAAACGACAGAGCACCUCCGAGAAAUGAAUCUACCCUCGAACACAAUUCUAUGGAUGCAGAAGGCGGUUAUACUGGGGACGGUCGGCAUCAUCCGCCAGGCAAUCUUCCCUCACUGA